AUGGAACUGCCCCCCUUCUCGCUCGAGCAGAUCUCGAAGCUGGCUGCGAAUAAUUUUCCCCCAUCACAGCUCUUUGAGAUCUUGUCGCAGUACGAAACAGAUGCAUCUAUCAUGUCAGCUGGCUCAGGAAGUGCAGAAACAGGAGGUGGUGACCCUCAGUUGUUGAGCUUGUUCUACUCGAGCUUCUUCUUCGCCCAUCUUCUCACCAAGCAACUGCCGGAAGCUCGCGCCUUGACACAACGCAUGCCAGAAACGCUGCGACACCAAGAUCCUUCUCUACAGAAUUGCCUGACCCUUCUUCGAGCCCUUUGGCAGACUCAGCAUGCCCAGGUUUACCAGAUUCUCAGAGGGCUUCCAUGGCCAGAAAGCCUGCAGCCACUGGUUAGGAGAUACGAGAGCUUUUUCCAAGACGACACCUUGAUCGCGAUCAGCACAUGCUAUGAAGCGAUAAGACCUUCCACGGCAGCAAACUAUUUGGGCCUUGAUCCGCAAACUGCUGAACAAGGAGACUCGGCUGUAAUCGAAAAGUUCACAAGCUGUGGAUGGACCUGGGACCCAGCUGCUCAACUACUGCAUCCCUCUCCGAUUGUCGUGCAGACCACCGAUAAGCCCUCCUCGAAUGGUAUUCGCGAGACAAUGGCAAUGCUGGGCAACAGCGGAAAAUGA
This is a messenger RNA of Penicillium daleae, 666 nucleotides long. Its product is annotated as CSN8/PSMD8/EIF3K family protein. Gene Ontology annotation, biological process: protein deneddylation; COP9 signalosome assembly. The coding region runs from base 1 to 666 and encodes 221 amino acids. Gene Ontology annotation, cellular component: COP9 signalosome. The transcript is spliced from 3 exons. Lineage: Eukaryota; Fungi; Ascomycota; Eurotiomycetes; Eurotiales; Aspergillaceae. The record is from RefSeq and is a predicted model, not a curated record.